This is a messenger RNA of Salvia splendens (bonfire salvia), 2961 nucleotides long. Its product is annotated as inositol-pentakisphosphate 2-kinase-like. Lineage: Eukaryota; Viridiplantae; Streptophyta; Magnoliopsida; Lamiales; Lamiaceae. The transcript is spliced from 8 exons. The record is from RefSeq and is a predicted model, not a curated record. Gene Ontology annotation, cellular component: nucleus. Gene Ontology annotation, biological process: inositol phosphate biosynthetic process. Gene Ontology annotation, molecular function: ATP binding; inositol-1,3,4,5,6-pentakisphosphate 2-kinase activity. Bases 215 to 1690 code for a protein of 491 amino acids.
CAAAAGUGUCCAUUUUAUUUCAGUAAUUGGACACGAUUUAGUCAGCUCGAAUAUAGAAAUUGAGAUUCCAUUCACUAAACCCCUAAUAAUUUGAGAUUCCGUUAAGCCUUAUAGCUACUCGAUUCACUGGCUGGACUAGGUCGCCGACGUUGACGGCAGCCGCCACGGACGACCAGCCUCUCACGGAAAGUUCUUUUUAUUUUGUCUGAAGCCAAUGGCUGCAAUUUUGCAAGCCAAGGAUGCCGAGGAAUGGACUUACAGAGGAGAAGGAGCUGUGAACCUAGUUCUUGCUUACUGUGGAAGUUCUCCUAAUUUUGUUGGAAAGGUUUUAAGGAUACAAAAAGUUCCAAAUGACAGACCUGAAUGUGAGAACAGUCGUUCAGCUCUACUCAACCAUGAAUCCCUCUUGUGGGGAAAAUUUGAAGGCAUGGUUUCAGCACCUACAAAGGAAAUUGUGGAGCAUGCAUAUGUGCAGAAAGUAAUGUGUCCACUCUUGGGAUCUGAGCACGUUGACUCAGGGAUCCAUGUUCUUGUGUCAAGAGAAUUUUUGGAGGCAGUUGACAACAAGGUUCUCUGUCAGCGUCCAUCUUGGCGUGUUGAUGCUGCCAGAGUCAACUCCCUUCGUGACUCAGUUCUUUUAAUUGCUGAUCAUUCUCUAUUUCCUCAUGUUUCAGGUUCUCUCAAAGAGGAUUUCUGUGUGUCUGUUGAGAUAAAGCCCAAAAGUGGAUUUCUUCCUACUUCGGAAUUUAUAGCUGAGGGAAAUGCAGUCAAAAAGAAAAUUUGUCGAUUUACGAUGCACCAAGCUCUAAAAUUACAUCAAGGAAAGAUAUCUCAAAUUAGUAAAUAUGAUCCUCUAGAUUUGUUUUCUGGAACCAAGGAUAGAAUACAAAGAGCGAUUAAAGCCCUCUUUCUUACACCUCAGAAUAAUUUUCGGGUUUUCUUAAAUGGUUCGAUUAUUUUUGGAGGCAUGGGCGGGACUUCAGACAACACUAGUCCCGCGACUGCUCAAUCAUUCCAUGACAGACUUAAACACGUUAAUUCAUCAAAAGAUGGGAUGCACAUCAAGGGUUUAGUGGAUCUGCUCUCUGAAACUAUUUAUAAGUCUGGCUUGUUGAAUCGGCUUCUUGAAGUACAGAAGCUUGAUGCUAUUGAUAUAGAAGGUGCAAUUCACGCCUACUAUGAUAUUAUUUCUCAGCCUUGUGUGGUCUGUCGGCAAAUAGGUGGAAAAAAAUUAUCAGCAAAAUAUUCACCAAUUCACUCAAUGCAAAUGGGUGAUAAAGUGAAAAUUGUGAGGGAUUACUUGAUAUCAGCCACUGCAAAGGACUUAAGUGUGAUGAUUAGUUUUAAGUCCAAAGUAAAUAUGGAUGAGGAGUCUCCUCAUCGUGCUAUCUUUCUGGAAUCAAGCAAGCAAACCUUUUAUUACAAGGCAUCUUUUAUUGACCUAGACAUGAAACCAUUAAAGAGAAUGGAAUAUUACUAUAAGUUGGAUCAACAAAUAGUCAACAACUAUGGCCAGAUGUUAAAAGAUAUAGAGGUGCUUGAUUGUGUUGAGACGACCCAGGAAUCACUGAAUGCGUGUACCAGUUUGAAAAAUGGUGGUAAGUUCUUUCUUUUUCUAAGGCAAAAACACAUCUCGAGGUUCCUAUAUUAUCAAUGUUUGUUUUAUUUAGUACUUAUACAAUGUUUGUGAUUCUCCAAGUCGUAAUUAUAUUUUUGAUAUGUUAAUCCUUGCAUUACUAUGUUUGAUCUCAAGAUGUCAUUGUUACACUUUUUUUAACAAUAAAAAAGUUAUAAUCUUAAUCAGAAUUACAUUCAAAAUAAUUUCCAUGAACAUGAACUUUUAUACUGUUGAUGAACAUGUUUAUGCUUAUCCCUCACCCCUUUCUCUAAACACCUACACAAGUGAGUGUGCGCCUGAUUUUGGCUUGUGGAUAUUGAUUUGAUAUCAUGUGUCAAAUACAACACCCCAUAAACAAAUAAGGUAAAUUCUGACCCAUAUUCGCUUCUUGAUUAGCACUCUGCUACUUUGAAGAAUUUCACAUUUUUGUUAGUGUACAUACUUUUAGUCUAUUAAUAUCUGUGCCUAAACAUUGCAAAUGCCAUCCUCCUGGCAUAUCUGGUUGUCCAAGUUAUGUUUGUGGGAAGUAAAAUGAAAUGACCUAUCUCUUAUAUCAAUGGGGAAAUAAUAUCUCAAUAAUCUCAUCCAUCAAUGCAUAAAUUAAAGGGAAUGAUCAAUGUCAAUCAAAUAGUCUGUAGUGUCCUCUUACUGUUCAUAUUUGAGACUUGACCACUAUAUCACAAAACUAAAGAUUAAGGUUCAUAAGAGUGACCUGUAUACUGCACUUGGUUGCUCUACAUUUUCACUUUGGAAAAAUGUGAUGAUGUCUGUGGUUGAAUCCAAUCACCAGGUUACAAAAACAAUCUUGGGUCAUAUCACACUUUGCUUUCUCUUUACAUAUAUGUCAUUUGCUUUCUCUUUCUUAUCUCUGUGAGCAUUUAAAUUGUGGUUAUCAGCUCCUGCAGGAAUGGCAAAUUGAUUGAGGAGUCUAGAAGAAAGAUAUAGAUAAGCUUUCUUUUCAAUGAAGAAAGGGUGUGUCAACUACUUCAGUAUCUUCCGGUCCACAUCAGUGAUUAAUUUAUGCAGCUCGAUAUGGACUGAGAAGUUAAUGGAAAUAUGGCUUGCUAGAAGAUGAUCGCUCCUCCUGUGCUCUCUCUAUACCACAAGUUAACCUCAACCAGUUUCGUCUAACUGAAUCUGGAAUAUAGUUCUGUCUGUAAUUGUAGACUUCAUGAAUAUUUCAUACUCUCUGUGAGUGUUCCAAUCUUUGUUGUUGUAAUUCUAUUCUAAGCUAUACUCGAAGUGGACAUGCCUAACUGAAAUUGUGUAAACAGCCAGCAAUCAACUUCCCAUUCAUGCCCACUCUAUCAAAUUUGUGUUUAUGGAAAAUCCUCUUUUGCAUA